AUGAAGGUAUUCAUCGCGAUCGCCGUCCUGGCUCUGGCCGCUGUCUCCAACGGAACAUACCUGCCAGCAGUGCAAUCGGUUCUACCGUACUCCUACAACUCAGGACUGUACGGCCUGAACGGUUAUGACGGUCUUGGUCAUUACUCUGGACUCGCUGGACUAGGAUACUCCUCGGUGCUGAGUCAUGGACUGUCCUACCCGUACUCGGCUUCUCUUCCGUACUCUGACUACAGCAACGGUCUGUAUGGAGGAUACUACGGCGCAAAGUUCGCUCCUACUGUGGUCCAGGCCAACGUCAACACACUGAAGUCGGUUAGUCCUCUGGGCCUGUACGGAGGAUACUACGGCGCAAAGGUCGCUCCAACUGUGGUCCAGGCCAACGUCAACACACUGAAGUCGCUUAGUCCUCUGGGCCUGUACGGAGGAUACUACGGCGCAAAGGUCGCUCCUACUGUUGUUCAGGCCAACGUCAACACUCUGGGUCUGUAUGGAGGAUACGCAGUGCAAUCGGUUCUACCGUACUCCUACAACUCAGGACUGUACGGCCUGAACGGUUAUGACGGUCUUGGUCAUUACUCUGGACUCGCUGGACUGGGAUACUCCUCGGUGCUGGGUCAUGGACUGUCCUACCCGUAUUCGACCUCUCUUCCGUACUCUGCCUACAACAACGGUCUGUAUGGAGGAUACUACGGCGCAAAGGUCGCUCCUACUGUGGUCCAGGCCAACGUCAACACACUGAAGUCGGUUAGUCCUCUGGGCCUGUACGGAGGAUACUACGGCGCAAAGGUCGCUCCUACUGUGGUUCAGGGCAACGUCAACACUCUGGGUCUGUAUGGAGGAUACGGUGUGGAGCACGGAUACGGUCUUGGUCACGUUGCUGCCAACCCGGGAGCCGUGCAUUGCAUCGCAGCUGUAGUCAUGAUGGCCGUCGCCGUUGCCGUCCAGGGAUCGUCCGUUACCUACUGGGGCAAUGGAGCAGCCCUGCAGCAUUUGGCGCCAGUUACGGUCGGAAGCUGGGUACAGGAUAAUUCUUACGCCAGAAUUGUAUCACCAUGGAACUACGCUUACCAGGCCCCUGUCGCUCACGUUGCCGCUGCUCCAGUUGCCUACGUCGAACCGUACGCUUACCAGCCAGCCGUUGCCGUUGUCGCCCAGAAGGAGGCUCGCUAUCUGGCCGCUAACCGUGGUGCGGUGCAUGAGGCUCCCCUGCCCGGCCACACCGUCAACCAGCAGUCGCUCAACCUGGAGCCCGCACCCGGAACUCUCACUGUUGUCCAGGCUGCUCCUGUUGCCUAUGCUGCUCCGACUGCCUACGCCUACGACCACGGCAACUACGUCCAGGCCGUCCCGACUGUCUACGCUCAGGUCCAGAAGGAAGCUCGUUAUGUGGCCGCCAACCGUGGCGCUGUCCAUGAGGCUCCUCUGCCCGGACAUGCCAUCAACCAGAAGUCGUUCAACGUUGAGCCAGCACCCGGAACUCUUUUAGGCUACGAUCGAUUUUUGAUUAACGAUGUGACCUGGAAGGGGCGCCACAUGAACUGCUCCCGGGUUGGCAGCAACAUACUUCGCAGUAUGAGCCUGGACUGGGAGGUAGUUGUUGUAUCCGUAGCCGUAUCCGUGACCAAGACCGUAUCCGUGCUCUACACCGUAUCCUCCAUACAGAUCCAGAGUGUUGACGUUGGCCUGAACCACAGUAGGAGCGACCUUGGCCCGGUAUUCAUCGCGAUCGCCGUCCUGGCUCUGGCUGCUGUCUCCAAUGGAUCAUACCUGCCAGCAGUGCAGUCGGUUCUACCGUACUCCUACAACUCAGGACUGUACGGCCUGAACGGUUAUAACAGUCUUGAUCAUUACUCUGGACUUACUGGACUGGGAUACUCCUCGGUGCUGGAUCAUGGACUGUCCUACCCGUACUCGGCCUCUCUUCCGUACUCUGCCUACAACAACGGUCUGUAUGGAGGAUACUACGGCGCCAAGGUCGCUCCAACUGUGGUCCAGGCUAACGUCAACACACUGAAGUCGGUUAGUCCUCUGGGUCUGUACGGAGGAUACUACCGGGCCAAGGUCGCUCCUACUGUGGUUCAGGCCAACGUCAACACUCUGGGUCUGUAUGGAGGAUACGCAGUGCAAUCGGUUCUACCGUACUCCUACAACUCAGGACUGUACGGCCUGAACGGUUAUGACGGUCUUGGUCAUUACUCUGGACUUACUGGACUGGGAUACUCCUCGGUGCUGGAUCAUGGACUGUCCUACCCGUACUCGGCCUCUCUUCCGUACUCUGCCUACAACAACGGUCUGUAUGGAGGAUACUACGGCGCCAAGGUCGCUCCAACUGUGGUCCAGGCUAACGUCAACACACUGAAGUCGGUUAGUCCUCUGGGUCUGUACGGAGAAUACUACGGCGCAAAGGUCGCUCCUACUGUGGUUCAGGCCAACGUCAACACUCUGGAUCUGUAUGGAGGAUACGGUGUAGAGCACGGAUACGGUCUUGGUCACGGAUACGGCUACGGAUACAACAACUACCUCCCAGUUCAGGCUCAUACUGCGAAGUACGUUGCUGCCAACCCGGGAGCCGUCCAUGUGGCUCCUCUCCCAGGACAUCUGGUCAACCAGAAGUCGAUUGUGGCGUAA
Anopheles maculipalpis is the source of this 2628-nucleotide messenger RNA. RefSeq lists its product as uncharacterized. NCBI's taxonomy places the organism in Eukaryota, Metazoa, Arthropoda, Insecta, Diptera, Culicidae. The record is from RefSeq and is a predicted model, not a curated record. The coding region runs from base 1 to 2628 and encodes 875 amino acids. The transcript is spliced from 8 exons.